AGCGCCCCCGGGGCCCCGCCCCCGUGAGUAGGGGCGGGCCGGGCUGGGGGCGGUCUCGGAGCCCAGGUUUAAUCCCCGGGUUUCCGUGGUCCAGGUUCACAGGCUCUCCGAACGCCGGCUCUAGCGUCCUCCUGCCCGACGGUCGCCGCCUCCGCGCCGCAGCCGGCCAGCUGUGCGCUCCCGCUAACCCUCGGGCCGGCAGGCCGGGAGCCGAGGCUCUCCCCGGGACCCUUCCGGCGCCCGCUGACCGCGGGACUCGGGCCCACUCCUCGGCGCCCGCUGACCGCGGGACUCGGGAGGCCCCCGCCUUUGGGCUAGCGGAGCGCGAGCCGUGGCCCCGGGAGCUCGGGCUUUGGCCUCACUGCCCUCCCGGAGGCGGGAGGCACCGAGCCCGGGGAAGAAGCUCGCCUCCCCCGAGGGGGUGCAGAACUGAGCCGGGCGGCCCCGCUGACCUCGGAGGCGUCCGGGAGCCCGAGGGAGCCGGCUCUUGGGACCUCGCGCAGUCUUCCUCAGCGCCCGGCCCCGAGAACCCUAGGGAGCAGAGAUGGUGGCGGAGACGGUCCCGGGAAGUCCCAAGCCGCGCGCGGCCAACGGCGCGGGCCCCCCCAGCGCCCAGCCCUCCGGCUGCUGCGGGGGGCUGCGGGUGCCGCGGGUGCGCUCGUGCCUGCGCGCCAACCUGCUGGUGCUGCUGACCUUGGCCGGCGUGGCGGCCGGCGCGGCCGUGGGCUUGGCCGUGGCGCGCUGGGGGCCGCGCCUGAGCCCCGCGCAGCUGGUGGCCUUCUCGUUCCCGGGCGAGCUCCUGCUGCGCCUGCUGCGCCUGAUCAUCCUGCCGCUGGUGGUGUGCAGCCUGGUAGGCGGCGCCGCCAGCCUGGACCCGGCCUCGCUCGGCCGCAUGGGCGGCUGGGCGCUGCUCUUCUUCCUGCUCACCACGCUGCUGGCCUCUGCCCUGGGCGUCGGACUGGCCUUCGCCCUGAACCCCGGAGUGGGCACCCAGGCCCGCGAGACGCAGCAAGCGCAGCUGCCCCCCACCAAGGAGGUGCUCGACUCCUUCCUGGACCUCUUCAGGAAUAUCUUUCCAGAUAACCUUGUGUCGGCUGCCUUCCGCUCUUAUUCCACCGAGUACGAGCUGAAUAACUCCAACAUGACCCUGACGAAGUCCCCAUUGGCGGGAAGUGGAAGGAUGAACAUCCUGGGGCUGGUGGUGUUCGCCAUGGUGCUCGGGGUCGCCCUCCGGAAGAUGGGCGCAGAAGGGGAGCUGCUCAUCCGCUUCUUCAACUCCUUCAACGAGGCCACGAUGAUCAUGGUGUCCUGGAUCAUGUGGUACGCCCCCGUGGGCAUCAUGUUCCUGAUCGCGGGCAAGAUCGUGGAGAUGGAGGACGUGGGCCAGCUCUUUGCCAGCCUGGGCAAGUACGUGUGCUGCUGCAUCCUGGGGCACAUCAUCCACGGGCUGCUGGUGCCCCUCAUCUACUUCGUGGUCACGCGCAAGAACCCUUACCGCUUCCUGUGGGGGAUCGUGCCGGCGCUGGCCACGGCCUUCGGGACCUCCUCCAGGGCCGCGUGCCUCCGGGCCUUGGUCACCUGCUGCGAGGCGGAGGAAAGCAGGGUCUCCAAACACAUCAGCCGGUUCAUCCUGCCCAUCGGGGCCACGGUCAACAUGGACGGCGCCGCCCUCUUCCAGUGCGUGGCCGCUGUCUUUAUUGCCCAGCUGAACAACGUGCCCCUCAAGUUCAUCCAAGUCCUCACCAUCCUCAUCACGGCCACGGCCUCGAGCGUGGGGGCGGCUGGCAUCCCGGCGGGGGGCGUGCUGACCCUGGCUAUCAUCCUGGAGGCCAUCAGUCUGCCCACCAAAGACAUCUCCUUCAUCCUGGCGGUGGAUUGGCUGGUGGACCGCUUCUGCACCAUCAUCAACGUGGAAGGGGACGCCUUUGGGGCCGGCCUGCUGCAGUGCUACGUGGACCGCCACGGGGUGGGCCUGGACGGGCUGGGGCCCGAGCUGACCGAGGUCAAAGACACCGUGGCCGUGGUGGCCCUGUCCCCUGAGGCCGACCCCCUCAUUCUCAGGAAAGUCCAGCCUGGCGGCCUGGGGCCCGGGCCCACCUUUCGGUCAGUGGGGCUGGGGGCAGCUCCCAGGGGGAUCUCGGGCUGA
This is a messenger RNA of Sarcophilus harrisii (Tasmanian devil), 2146 nucleotides long. It is a transcript of the gene SLC1A5, whose product is annotated as solute carrier family 1 member 5. Gene Ontology annotation, biological process: L-aspartate import across plasma membrane. Bases 545 to 2146 code for a protein of 533 amino acids. The record is from RefSeq and is a predicted model, not a curated record. The transcript is spliced from 9 exons. Lineage: Eukaryota; Metazoa; Chordata; Mammalia; Dasyuromorphia; Dasyuridae. Gene Ontology annotation, cellular component: plasma membrane. Gene Ontology annotation, molecular function: symporter activity; neutral L-amino acid transmembrane transporter activity; L-aspartate transmembrane transporter activity.